GCAACGAAAUAUAAAAUCUCUCGUCGUAUUCGGCUUGCUUCAGUAGAAAAAUUAUACUCGAAUCAAAUUUUUCGUUACAUAACGAAGUGUUAGGCAAACAGAAUAAAAUGUCACGUAAAUACACCGUUUUAACGUUGAUGAUCGUGAUGAUCACAUUGGUCACUUUAAUUCAAGGAAAAUCAGUUGCACAGUUGGCCACAUGUGAAUACAGUUUUUCCUAUUAUAACGGAUGUAAUACAUGUCUUUGUGAUAUGUUUGCAUCUGCGUGGUUAUGCACUUCUAGAUGGUGUGGUGAUAGCGUAAUCCUUAAGCCUCCACCAUGUUUAUGUGAAUAAACUAAAUAUCCAGAGAUUCCAGGAUUAUGUAAAUAAAAAUACUUCGCUACAAUGUAGAGAGAUGUAAUUGUUAUACUGAUGGCUAUGCUAAAGUCUAGCGUUUCAACCUCUCCAUCGAUAAGCUUCAGUACAACAUAAAUUUUCAAAUAAUAAAAAAGAUACAU
Mycetomoellerius zeteki is the source of this 499-nucleotide messenger RNA. RefSeq lists its product as uncharacterized. The transcript is spliced from 2 exons. The coding region runs from base 108 to 335 and encodes 75 amino acids. NCBI's taxonomy places the organism in Eukaryota, Metazoa, Arthropoda, Insecta, Hymenoptera, Formicidae. Gene Ontology annotation, molecular function: peptidase inhibitor activity. The record is from RefSeq and is a predicted model, not a curated record.